This is a messenger RNA of Electrophorus electricus (electric eel), 3205 nucleotides long. It is a transcript of the gene htr2cl1, whose product is annotated as 5-hydroxytryptamine (serotonin) receptor 2C, G protein-coupled-like 1. Gene Ontology annotation, cellular component: plasma membrane; dendrite. The record is from RefSeq and is a predicted model, not a curated record. Gene Ontology annotation, molecular function: neurotransmitter receptor activity; G protein-coupled serotonin receptor activity. Gene Ontology annotation, biological process: serotonin receptor signaling pathway; G protein-coupled receptor signaling pathway, coupled to cyclic nucleotide second messenger; chemical synaptic transmission. NCBI's taxonomy places the organism in Eukaryota, Metazoa, Chordata, Actinopteri, Gymnotiformes, Gymnotidae.
AGCGGCUGAACCAAGGCGACGCAACGUGAAGGCAACUUAGGGGGUGAAAAGUGAGACGGCGGUUCCUUCAUGGAUAUUGUCUCCAGGCAAAAGAUCACAGGAUUAAGAACCAAAGCAAGGAACACAAUGGAUGUCCUUAAUUCCACAGACUUCACCUUCACCUAGCAUCAAACACACAGCCCAGCAGGAAUCCGCACAGCGCUGCGUCUGGUAGUGCAUGCGCGAGAGGACUCCCACCAAGCCCGUCACUGACUACUAGUGCCCAGGAGGAGGAAGCACCACGGCUGUGGCGCUGUAAUGAUGGGCACUCCCGGAGGGGCAGUCCUGGUUGGCUUCGGGUCCACCACCUCCUCCCUGGACGUCAAUGGCUGGAUGAUGUGGCCCGGGAACACCACCAUAAGCCUGAACCAGAGCCUGUUCUGGAGCAACACCAGCACCAAUGCCUCCUCCUCCUCCACCUCCAUGCAGGAGUCCAUUAAGGAGAAGAACUGGCCGGCGUUGCUGAUCCUGGUGAUCAUCGUGCUGACGGUGGGUGGGAACAUCCUGGUCAUCCUGGCCGUGUCGCUAGAGAAGAAGCUUCAGAAUGCCACCAACUUCUUCCUGCGCUCGCUGGCUGUGGCGGACAUGCUAGUGGGCAUCCUGGUCAUGCCCAUCUCUCUCAUCAACAUCCUGUACGACUAUGCCUGGCCCCUGCCCGACGCACUGUGCCCGAUCUGGAUCUACCUGGACGUGCUCUUCUCCACGGCCUCCAUCAUGCACUUGUGCGCCAUCUCCCUGGACCGCUACGUUGCCAUCUGUAACCCCAUCCAGCACAGCCGCUUCAACUCCCGCACCAAGGCCAUGUUGAAGAUCGCCGCCGUCUGGACCAUCUCCAUAGGGAUCUCCACGCCCAUCCCAGUGAUCGGCCUCCGUAACAAAGACAAAGUGUUUGUGAGCGGCAGCUGUGUGCUGAACGAGGAGCGCUUCGUGCUGGUUGGAUCUUUCGUCGCCUUCUUCAUCCCCCUGGUCAUCAUGGUGGUCACCUACUGCCUCACCGUCCAGGCCCUGCAACGUCAGGCCUCAGUCUUCCUCUACGAGGCCAAAGCCUCUUCCCAGCAGCCGUUGCAGCCCCAGGCCCCGCCCACCUCGCACCUGGCCCCGCCCCCCGCCCCGUCGCGGCGCAGCAGUCUGAACUGUCUCCGGGUGAUGGGGGGAGAUGGGAACUCCCUCAGCCCUGCCGCGCUCUCCGACAGCAUCUCCAUCGUGGCCAGCUCGGAGACUCCGUCUCAGCUCAGCUCGCCUGCCGGGCGAGACCCGGGUGGGGCCCACGGACGCCGGGGCAUGAUGCAGGCCAUCAAGAACGAGCGGCGGGCAUCCAAGGUCCUGGGCGUGGUGUUCUUCCUCUUCCUGCUGAUGUGGUGCCCUUUCUUCAUCACCAACGUCCUGUCCGUGCUGUGCCGCGAGGCAUGCGACGAGCCGCUGCUGUCCGAGCUGCUCAACGUCUUCGUGUGGGUGGGCUACAUCUCCUCGGGGGUCAACCCUCUAGUCUACACGCUCUUCAAUAAGACCUACAGGCGGGCCUUCUCCAGCUACAUGCGCUGCCGGUACAAAGGCGUGCGGCUCAAGCCCAUCCCUAUCCACGUCCCCUGCCCCUCCCACUCCACCGUCACACCCCUCCUGAUUUGCGGGAAGGCAUCCGUCGACCGGAACAGUAACUGCCGGAACGGAGGCCGGAACGGAGGCCGGAACGGGAUUCGGAACCUGGAGCCGCCCGACACGGACACGGAGCUCAGGCUGGAGAUGCAGCCCGGGCUCGCCGUCAACAGCUGCCACGCGCUCGCCGAGCUCACCAGCACCGUCUGAUCGGUGAUAGCCACCUCUUCUGCUGCGACACGAGCACCAGGAUGGGAUGCCUCUUUGUCCUCCCUGUUAUGUCCCUCAAGGGCCUGCAGCAUCCCAACACUCCCCAGCACUGUGAAUGGCUGUCGCUACAGCAUCUGUCGUGGCACAUCCAUUCUGGCAUGUUGGGGAGUGAUUUGCAGCACUUGGGGCCGUUCGUAAUCAAAUGCGUUUGGGCACUUCAAGCAUUGUGCAGGAAUUACGUACAAAUUAAACAUCUGUGUGAUAAAAACAAUGAAAACAUACUUCCUUGAUGUGUUCAAACAGGAUAAGAUACUGGAAUGCCAAAAACGAUGUUGCAUGACUUAUUCUGGUUUCAUAAUAAUAAGUACUACACAGUGUGUCCCAUUAACUACGCAGUAAGGAUUCCAACGAGAGAGUUAUAGCACCCUCAUGUGGUCGUUUACAAAAAUUUCAGAUUACUUGUGACGAAGCAGCAAAAGGAGGCUGACCUACAUUUUUUAAAAUGUCAGGUAUUAAAUAUCUACACCUGUUACAUUGAAGCUUUGAUAAAGUUACGCUAUACAUUACAUACUCUCGCUUCAAUAUAUAUUCACAUUGUUGGUAGAAAAUAGGUCUAUCUAUGCAUAAUAAUACACACAUUUUGGAGAUGUGGGAUUUGGGACAUUUUGUCCUCAUUUCUUAGAACCUCAUGGUUAAGAAGAGAACCUCAAGUUGACAAGACCAUCUCAGAGACAACACUCACCUGUAACCGUGCAUCCUUUGACAAAUUUGUGGAAUGGAAUGCAAUUCGAAUUUUAGAGCUCAUUUCUGACCAGAGCAUUUCAUUAAUGGCCCAGGAACCCUACCACAGUGUCCAGGGGUCUGUGGAAAGGCCGAGACAGGUCGCGGGUUCACACACACACACACACACACACACACACACACACACACACACACACACACACACAGUAGAUGUUGCUCUCCCCACAGAUUCAAGCUUUGACCGAUUGUCUCCUGUGGCUGGGGAGGUCACUCAGUAGCGUUGAGAUUAGCUGACACAGAGUGACAAUGCGCAGGAGAGGAGAAUAGAAACAUGCUGUGUCCGUUAUGGUUGGGGCAUGCCAGGCCAAGCGUGCUCUGCCAGAUCCAGUCCACGUGCUCUGAAGCGUUACAGGAAUGUGUUGUGUAAAUCGCUGUAAAUGCUUGCUGUUCUGUGACUGUGUAGAGUUUUAGCACUCAUUAUGUAUUACAAAUGCCAUUUUAUACCAAAACCUGUGAGUGUUUACUCAGAGCACUUCUCAUUUCUGAAACAUUUACACAUUUAUCUUUUUUUGUGAUGCUGCUAUUUAUUUAAUAAAUGUCCAGUAACAUUCUUGCAAGAUUA